This is a messenger RNA of Orbilia oligospora ATCC 24927, 1359 nucleotides long. RefSeq lists its product as uncharacterized. Bases 1 to 1359 code for a protein of 452 amino acids. Gene Ontology annotation, molecular function: protein binding. Lineage: Eukaryota; Fungi; Ascomycota; Orbiliomycetes; Orbiliales; Orbiliaceae. The transcript is spliced from 2 exons. The record is from RefSeq and is a predicted model, not a curated record.
AUGUCCACAAAGCCUAAUAAAAAGCUAAUAGACAUCCCCACGGAAAUCCAUUUCCUAAUCACCUUACAUCUAUCACUCAACGACCUCUUCUCCCUCCUCCUAACCUGCAAAACCCUAUCUUCAGUCGCCCACCAACAAUUAUACUCAGAACUACACUUCGGCGUUAGCCGUAAUGUGUUCGAAAAUAGAGGGAUGAUGCUCCCGCGGCCCCUGGGGGUUGGUGAUGAUUUUCAUAUCAGGAUUAAUCCCGAGAAGACUUCGAGGCUGUUGGCGACUAUUAACAACGGGAAGGAGAAAGGGAUUGACGUAAUGGAUAGCUUGCGAUAUACUAGGAGUUUGGUUAUUCAUGAGUUUUUGUUCCAUUUUAGUCUCAAUGGGAGGUAUCGAUAUCAUGCGAAAUUUAAGGAGAUUUCUUUGACUUUUGGGAGGAUGGUUGAGAAUAGGGAGCUUCCUGGACUCAGGAGGGUGUUUUUGAAUCUUCAGGAUGUUGUCUCUCAAGAUAUCGAAAAGAUUCGAGAGGCCCUAGAAAAACGAUUUGAAUCCGAUCCAGACACCUCAGUUUCCGUGGCUCUCAAACUUACAGCCAGUGCUCUAAAUAGAGAAUUCCGUCCGGAGUAUUCUCUACUGUCACGUAUCAACCCAGGGAUCCUCACUCAUUUAGACGUCCAAUUCAGCAUUCGAAACGUCUGGGUAGACGGCCUAGAAAGGGAAGCAGAAAAGCUAGGAUUAACCACCGAAACCGGGAACGCAAAACCCGAGAUAGAGCAUUUGAUAAAAACACUAUCCAGAGCGCCACGGCUCAAGGUUCUAAGACUUGAAAGUCUAUUACGAAAUUCGGCUAGUAACCCACAAUACGAGAUUUUUGAUAUUGAAAUUAUAAGAGAAGAGUUAGAACGACUUCAAACAACAAUCUUGGGGUUGGAAAAAUUAGAAACAUUGGUUACUUGUGGUGUUAUAUUCCAUCAUUCGUGGUUUAUUAUACCUCCACCGAGUGUUAGGAUAUUAAGCUUCACGGGACCGUUUUCGGAUGCUUGGUAUAAGGAAUUUGCGAAGCAACCAUUAAUUGGGGUGGAGGAUUUGACGAUUGAGUAUUUUGAUGAUAGAUGCGGGGAUUGGGAGAGUAGUGAUGGGUGGGGGUUGGACUUGGAGGAGGUGGCGGUGGAGGGGUUGAAGAGUUUUAGGUUUGGAGGGUAUGAUGGACCGGAAGGGUGGGUUGAUGGAUUGAUUGAGAAGAAUAAGGGAUUGAAGGUGGUGAGGGGGGAUAUCGGUGUGGGGAGGAUGCAUGCGGCGGGGUGGAGGUUUUAUUGCACUGGAGGGGGGGAUGAAUAUUGGCUGAGGAGUAAUUCUAAUAAGUUAUAA